CAUAUGACGUAUGGAUAAAACUUCAAUUCCCACAACACCACGCGGCGGAAUGGUAGGGAAUGAGCGCUUCCGGGUUAUCCUCAGAUUCAGAUUUCUUGUGUUGUUGAGGCUUGAGUUUGCUGUUUUGUCGCUCUUGUCUUUCCUCUGUACAUGUCACAGUGAUGUAGAUAAGGAGAACAUUUGAGACUCUCCAUGACAUGCUCUACCGGCCUCCGUCCCCGCGGGAUUCGGCGUGAAGACUGAGGCGUGAACGUCUGAAAGAAGAGGAGGAUGUGGCAGAGUGUCGGUUUGACCGUGUUGGUGAUCGUGGCCACGCUGAUAUGUGUCCUCCUCUUCAUGCUCUUCGGGUGGUAUGUGGUGUGGCAGCUCUUCCUGUCUAAGUUUAAGUUCCUGCGGGAGUUGGUGGGAGACACCGGUUCUCCGCAGGCUGAAACCGAGCCCUCCGAGUCCGAGAGUGAACGCAGCUCGCCCCCGACACCCCGCCACCGACCCAAAACCGCUCGCCAGAGGACCGUCCCUCCUGACAGCACUACAUAGAGCCCUGAACCAGAUCUCCUCCAGCUCAGCUCAUAACCGUUAUGCUACUUUAGGCUGGACGUGAGGUUAUUUCUUGUGUACCGGACCUGCAUCAGUCUCUGUGCUCUCCUUCACAUCUGCUCAGUCAUCAUGGCUACACUUGUUCACGGCGGGUCGUGAAUGUUCAUGUCCUGACUAACACGCUGCUACCCUCGGCUCCGGCUGCGUGGAUGUGUCAUAUAUUUACACGAGAGCGUAUCUGUAUGUAUUUGUUAUUGUUUAACCAAUCUAUUAAUGACUCAGGCUCACAAAAAACAGGCUAAUGUGAUGACCAAACUUCCAGUGUUUCUGUGAGCUAACAGCACUACUGUUCACACUGACAGCACACUGGCUCUGACAUUGAUGGAAGCCUGUUUCUGCAACAGAAA
Messenger RNA from Cyprinus carpio (common carp), 944 nucleotides. Its product is annotated as small integral membrane protein 13. The record is from RefSeq and is a predicted model, not a curated record. NCBI's taxonomy places the organism in Eukaryota, Metazoa, Chordata, Actinopteri, Cypriniformes, Cyprinidae.